Molecule: messenger RNA, 543 nt
Organism: Phaeoacremonium minimum UCRPA7
Lineage: Eukaryota; Fungi; Ascomycota; Sordariomycetes; Togniniales; Togniniaceae
Product: putative gmf family protein
Exons: 3
Coding region: 1-543 (180 amino acids)
Biological process (GO): negative regulation of Arp2/3 complex-mediated actin nucleation; actin filament debranching
Cellular component (GO): actin cortical patch
Molecular function (GO): actin binding; Arp2/3 complex binding
Source: RefSeq, a predicted model, not a curated record
AUGAGCUCCGAAGCCAGGCUCUAUACCUUCUCCCAGGAGACGAAGGACCAUCUGCGCAAGUUCCGGCUGGGAACUUCACGGUCCAACGACCCCCAAGCUGUCAUUUGUAUGUACGUCUCUCUGUCUGCUGCUCUGGGCGCAAAACCCGCCCUGCCCUUCGUUCCAAUCUGUCACCUGCCCGAUGGCCUUUUCACCACUGACACUCCUCCGCACCUGUCAGACAUGAUCGAUAAGGCGACCAAGGAGAUCAAGCAAGACGAGGAUAAGACGGUAUACAAGAGCCUCGACGAAAUCGCCGAUGACCUGCCCGACCAUUCACCGCGAUUCGUACUGCUGAGCUAUCCUUUGACGCUGCCUUCUGGACGGUUGUCUGUACCUUAUGUUCUCCUUUACUACCUCCCGAUCACAUGCAAUAGCGAGCUGCGGAUGUUGUACGCCGGCGCGAAGGAGUUGAUGAGGAACACGGCCGAAGUGGGCAAGGUCAUUGACAUCGACUCGACGGAUGAUCUAGAGGAGAUCCCCCAGAAACUGGGUGCGGCAUAA